AUGGACGAGACAGAUCCGGCAAAUGUGCCGGAUAUGUCCCUCCUUCCGGAUACUGUUCCAGUGGUUGUAUCCGGAGACGGAUCUGCCGCUGGCAUUCAGCUAUGCCCUGCACUGAUCCUUGGAAGCCCCCAAGCUCUUCCAGGAGCCACCAAACAUAUUUAUAGCCGACUAGCUGCUGCUGCAUCAGAGGUAGAUCAAGGUGUCCCGGAUAUUAUUAUUUCUCUAAUCUCCCAUGGCAAUUCGCUGUCUACAAAGUAUAUGUCACAAGUGGAAAAUGGCCUGAAAUCCUUUUUAAUCGGUUGUGGAACAUGGAUAAUAUCAUCUGGAGAAGUGAAUGAUCCCCUAUCGAGAGUGGCCAGUGGAGCAUUGAAAAAUGUUUUGCCUCAAUUGGAGCAUCAGGCAGAAGUACUCCACAUCCUUGUCAAUUCAGAUGAAGUCAUGGCUUCAGGGUCAGCUACUUCUAAAAGUGUAGUUGAUACAUCUCUCAACACUUUACUUCUGAUUUGUCGAAAAGAAGCUAAUGAUUCUCUGGAAGCUACAGCGGAGUCAAUAGCCAAGUUGCGAGCUGCGGCUGCUGUAAAACUUGCUCAUCCCCCUCCAGCUCUUCUAAUCGGAGUCCCAUCCGAACCAAUGAGUCCAUCGACAUACGGAAAUUCGGCGGCGAUUCUCUUAUCUCCUUCAAAUGAUAAGCGACCGUUUCCGGUGGCCGUUUUUGCUGGAGCUUCCAAGGAAUCCCUUACCGAGCUGUUGUUUUUUGUGGAACAUGGAAUUCCAGUAGUCAUUCUUCAAGACAGCUGUGAACUUUGUGCAAUUCUUCAUUCCAGCCAUUUGCUUCUAGAAACUUCUAGCUUCGACAAUGACAAAUUUGUCAGUUGGCUCCGCUCCCAACUCUACCCGCUUGGCCUUGCUGAUUGCUACACUUUGAUUACAAAACUUCUAACGUCAUCAAACUCUGGAGACGUUCAACUUAUCGAAUUCAUCGACUCUUCUCAACUACCAGAGCUUUCUUCUGUGGUAGUGGAUCGAUGUUUGGAGUGUUAUGCAACUACUGGAGAAGAGAGACAAGUCCUUCUGUUAGCAGCCAAACUGAAUUCUCCAUCAGUUUUAUCUUCAAUGGAUGUGGCCGCUCAACUUGACGAGGAACUGCUGACUAUGAUUCUUUGUGAAUGCAUCACUAAGGACGAUCAGCUCAAUUUCCUAUCAUCUGUUCUUCAGCUGAAUCCUCCAAUUCGUGUCACCUCAAAUAUGUUAAUCCGAAUGAUGCACCAUGCCGAUGAGCACUUUUUCACAACUAUCGUUCUCUGUCAAUCCAUGGGGUAUUCUUAUAUCCCAUCGGAAAUCGAUCCCCGAUUUGCUAAUGAUAUCCAGAAAUUGGUAAAGAAGUUAUCAUUUGGAGUUGACAAUCUAUUCGAUCCUAAUGUCUUCUGCAAUGAUUCUUCACAUCGGGAUAAACACGAAUCCAUUCGAAUUCUUGCAAUUUGGAGUCUUCUAUUGCAUCGACCUGGAAUUGUAAAGUGUUUGGCGGCAUUUGCAGAUGAACCCGUCGCGUUUUCUAUGGUAUUGUCAAGAAUUUCAAGAUCUUUAGCUCAUGAGAGUCACGAUUGGCACUUUUAUGAAAAAUCGCUGAACGAGCUGUCGGAUACACUCUCUGCGUCAGCCACAAAACUGUUUGAUACGGUUUUCUCCUCCUCCCCUGCAAAAGCCUAUCAACUUCUUUGCCAGCCAAUGGAACACUUUUAUGGAUUCAAUAUGACUCAAUUGGCAUUCCAUGCAAGUUCACUGUUCUCAUACUUUUUUAAAAAUCAGUUUUUCCAGUGCAACGCCCGAGAAAUCAUUGCUCACGAGUGCUGUCAACGAUGGGUUCAUCGCAAACUCUACGGGAACCUUCAAGCCAAAUGUUUCCCAUUUUUUAUCCCAAAAUGGGCCAAAAUUUGCAUAUCUGCUAUACUGAUAAUUCCUGUUAAGUUUUGGAUGUUGGUUCGUCCAAAAGAUCGGAAUAAGGAAAGUACAGUAUCGCCUACUGUAGCUUUGUUGGAUGUUGGAAAGUUUCCACAAAAGCAGAGAGCUAUUUCCACUUACAGUGUAAUUUCUUCUCGAAGUGAGGCUCUAACAGCUCUGACUGCUCCUCUUUCGACAGCUUUUGGCUUGAAUUCUGCUCUUGGAGGUGCUGAAUCUGCAACACCUCAAUCCAUGGUGUUCCCACUCAAUAUUGAAGAAAUCGACAAGGAUUCUCGACCAUUUGGGAAGAAGAACCGCAUCCGUCGUGCACAUGCUCCAAGCCUUUCCACUUUUUACUCAACUCCAAUUGUCAAAUAUUGGCUUUCACUGUUAUUCAGAAUAGUCUACAUUUGCCUGCUAGCUUAUUCGGUAGUCCUUCCGGGAUGUGGAUCCAACAUUUGGGAUACUGGAAUGUGGAUGUGGUCUCUAUUUUUAUGGCUCGAAAAUUGCUGGGUUUUAGGUGCGAGAGCCCGGAAAAUUCCGUUGUCGCUAAUGCCUUGGAGGGUUUUCGAUGUUUUUACACUUUUGGUUUUUCUGAUUCUUUUGCUGGUCAUGAAAGUGUUUCCAGCCGAAGCGUUGUUGGACUUGUUGGGAAUCUCCUCAAUCUAUUCUGCCAAAGUUGUCUCCGCCUUCUUCGUUCUCUACAUCUCCUACUCCACUCUCUUCACGUAUAUCCCCCUCUCCGACAUUUUCGGUCCAAUGAUCGUUCGUGUCAAAUUAAUGCUUCUUCGAGAUUUCACCAACUUCCUCUUCAUGAUUGCUCUUGUCAUGUUGAGCAGUGCAGUUGCAAUCCAAGCAGUAGUGUUCCCAGAUCGUCCCGUGACAAUUGAAGUUCUUCGAAAAACAAUGUCAUGGAUUUGGCUCAGUUUAUUCACCACCGAUCUUUCCAGUAAGCUUCCAGUAUUUCAAUGCAAAUCCAAUCUAAAAAUUUCAGAUCUCUCUGAAUCGGAGACUUGUCGAAAAUCUUUCUUGGGAGCACCAAAACAAUACUGUAACUUAGUGGGUCAAUAUGCCAAUAAUGCUUGUCCCGCCCAAUCCCUCCCAGCCUAUCUGAUUAUCAUUGAGUAUUUUGUGAUUCUCAAACUACUUCUAUGGCCAAUUCUCUUCGCAUUUUUCUCCAAAACUGCGAAGAACGUUGAUGAUGAAGCGGAUAAAAUUUGGAGAUUCCAGUUGUAUUCCUUGGCUGAAGAUUUUAGGCUCCGCCCACCCCUUCCACCUCCUUUUACUCUUCUUUGUAUCCUUUGCUCAGCGUGUUGCACAUUCACGAAUACCAUCAACGCAUUCUUUUCGGAAUGUGAUCAUCCGGAUUUUGAAUCCAGAGACAAGAAUCGAACGAUUUGGAGAUUCGGAUCAAUCUACCGUAAUCCCUCUGUACCAUUCAAAAAGAACGAGUUUGUCAACUCAUUUUGGAGGAAAUUAUCAAUGGAACAAUGGAAAAAUACGGAACAGAAACAGAAAACUACAACGAACAAGACUGAACUGCAAGAACUUCAUAACAUUCAUGUAAGAGUUCUAGUUCUACAGUAUUCUCAACUUUCAAUUUUUCAGAAUCACAUUCGAAUGAUGACGUUACGAGAUUCAUACGAAAAAUCGGGUUCUCGGAAGGCUUCUGAAUUACAGUUUUUCGAAAAGUAUCCAGAAAGUUCGAUUAUGAAAAUUAGUGUGAAUUUGAUUUCAAAGCCAUGGGCGGUUCUUGUGCCAAGAUACAAUCCACCGUUCUAUUGUAAGCCUGCAGAGGAGUUUUAUGCUGAUGUUCAGAAAUAUGUGGAUAUUGCAACAGAACAGAAUGUCGGAGAAUUAAAAAGAAUCUGGAGAAGUCGCCAAGCAAACGAUGUCACCAGUAAUAGCGAAAAGUGCUGGAAACUGAGUGCCGCUGGUUUUCCAUUGAAUCCGAAUGGAAGAACUGGAAUGGCUGGAAGAGGAAACCAUCCAAGAUUCGGAGCUAAUCGACGAUGCUAUUAUAUUGUUCUGAGUGGUGGUGUGGAAGCACAAUGUCAAGUUUUAGUCGAUAGUAAGAAGAAUAUUCCCAACGAAUGGCAUUUGGAGAACUCAUCGAAGGAUGAACACUUGACUUCGAUUCUGAAAAUGAUUGGAGUUUCUGAUUCAGAUGCCCAUGUAUGUAUUGAUUUUUCUCUUUUAGUUCUAUCAUUUAUUUUCCAGAUGUUCUCAAUGCGCCGUCUUGAUAGCUCAAUUGUCACCGCUGACAAACGAAUCCCAUCCAAUGACACAAGCCCCGCCCAUUUGGCAUCUGAAGUUGCUGAAAACGAAAACGACACGGACAACGCCUGGACUGAGCAUGAUGUGUGGGCGAUUUCGCUUCGGGAGCGGAGAAUUCUGACUACGAUAAUUGGAUACUCGUGGCUUCCAACAUCGGCGAUUCGUGGAACGAUUCUUCCAUGGCAAGCGGAUCUGGUAUUCAGAGCAAAGACAAUUUACGGGUUGUAA
This is a messenger RNA of Caenorhabditis briggsae, 4443 nucleotides long. RefSeq names its product Protein CBR-CED-11 (gene Cbr-ced-11). NCBI's taxonomy places the organism in Eukaryota, Metazoa, Nematoda, Chromadorea, Rhabditida, Rhabditidae. Gene Ontology annotation, biological process: monoatomic cation transmembrane transport. The transcript is spliced from 11 exons. Bases 1 to 4443 code for a protein of 1480 amino acids. The record is from RefSeq and is a predicted model, not a curated record. Gene Ontology annotation, molecular function: monoatomic cation channel activity.